Molecule: messenger RNA, 1834 nt
Organism: Osmia bicornis bicornis
Lineage: Eukaryota; Metazoa; Arthropoda; Insecta; Hymenoptera; Megachilidae
Gene: wda
Product: TAF5-like RNA polymerase II p300/CBP-associated factor-associated factor 65 kDa subunit 5L
Exons: 10
Coding region: 148-1794 (548 amino acids)
Biological process (GO): transcription initiation at RNA polymerase II promoter
Cellular component (GO): transcription factor TFIID complex
Molecular function (GO): protein binding; RNA polymerase II general transcription initiation factor activity
Source: RefSeq, a predicted model, not a curated record
CAAGGUGUAAUUUCAAAAAGAUGAAACGUUUAAAAAGUGAAUUGAUUAAUGCUACAAUUGAAUCAUAUUUGAAACGACGUCAUUAUCAGGCAGACUAGCGACAUUUUCUGCAGAGGCAAUCAGGUACAUUGCCGAACUAGUGAUGAGAUGACUUUGAAUGCUACUGCUGCUUGUGCUACAUCUCAAGAUAACUCUAUUAUUUUCAGUGCCAUUAGCAUCGAUGUUGCUGCUGCAGAUCAAGCGUAUCAACGAUUAAAGAUGUGGGUAAAUAUUAUACUCGAUGAUAAGUUGAAAAUGGAAUUAAAAGGGCUUUUAUACCCUAUAUUUUGUCACUUGUAUCUAGAGAUGCUACAUGCUGGUAACAGACAAGCAGCAAUUCAGUUUUUGAAAUCUCAUCAAAAUGAAUUCAUUAGUGAAACAGAAAAAGACUUCUUAGAAGAAUUAUCCAGUGUAUUUUCAGUGCAGGAUAUUGAGUUGAGACCUUUGGUAAAUUCAUUUAGAACUAGGAAGUACAAAGUGGAUAUGUCAGAUGUUGCUCAUUUAUGUCUUCAACAAUUUCUUUCAAAACACGGACACAUUAUAUUAAUGCAGAUUAUAAACACGCAUGUGACAAUAAUUAAGAAAAUGGAGGUACUUGAAACGGAUACAGACGGAUGCGAUGAAACGAGUUCGCGUUGUGAAACAGGAAUUAAUGGAUAUGUAGAGCAACCAUCAGGUACUGGAGCUGACCGUGAAAUGAGAGAAUUGCAAGAAGCAAUAAGAUUAAUACGAAAUAAUGCGCAUCAACCACUACGAAUAUUUGCAGUGAAUAACGCUAUUGAAAAUGCAAGUAGUGGUGUAAUCCCACCAAGUAUGGAUAAAUUAGCAGUAGGAUUUAGUACUACAGAAAUUAGAUUAUGGGGUAUAAAUGAAACAGUAUUAAUUAAGCCAAAGUACGAAGAACCUUCCUUUUCGUUUGCUUCCGAUAGUCCAUUUUUAGAUAAAUAUUAUGAAACAACUGACGGAACGACUGAAGGAGGGGCAGUGAUACUUAGAGGACAUACCGAUAUUGUUCACGAUUUAAGGUUUAUUCCAGAAUCAGAAAUUUUACUUUCCGUAUCUAGUGAUAAGGAUAUGAGGGCAUGGAGACUUAACGAUUACACAUGCGCCGCAAUUUACAGUGGUCACAAUUAUCCUAUAUGGUGCAUGGACCUUAGUGUAUUCAAUCUGUAUGUAGCAACAGGUUCUCAUGACAGAACUGCGAAAUUAUGGUCUUUAGAUAGAAUAUUUCCAUUGCGUAUAUUUGCUGGUCACUUUUUAGAUAUAAAUUGUGUAAAAUUUCAUCCAAACGCGAGGUAUUUGGCAACUGGAUCGGCCGAUAAGACCGUGAGGUUGUGGGAUAAAGACGAUGGAAAUUUAUUAAGGGUAUACAUUGGGCCACAGUCGACAAUUUACAGUUUAGCUUUUAGUCCAGAUGGAAAGUAUUUGGCAGCUGCUGGCGAUGACAAAUCUAUUUUUGUUUGGGAUUUGGCGACUAACGCAUUGUUAACUGAGCUUAAAGGCCACGAAGAUACAGUUAUGAAUUUAGAUUGGAGUUUUGAUGGACAGUAUAUUGCUAGUGGAAGUCUGGAUGGCACUAUUCGUUUAUGGCCUACGCAUGACCACAUUAAGACUGUUAAUAGUAACUCAUCAAAUCUAGUACCUGAAACAGAAUCACCACAAAUAUACUCAACCUACUGCUCAAGUAUUCUUUCAUUACGUUAUUAUAAUAAAAAUAAUUCGCUCGUUUGUAUCGGGACAGUGGAUAAUUUGUAAUAUAUAAAAAAUAAAAGAUUAAACGCGAUAUAUUUAUAAA